Laetiporus sulphureus 93-53 is the source of this 1149-nucleotide messenger RNA. Its product is annotated as kinase-like protein. The coding region runs from base 1 to 1149 and encodes 382 amino acids. Gene Ontology annotation, molecular function: ATP binding; protein kinase activity. Gene Ontology annotation, biological process: spliceosomal complex assembly; protein phosphorylation; regulation of mRNA processing. NCBI's taxonomy places the organism in Eukaryota, Fungi, Basidiomycota, Agaricomycetes, Polyporales, Laetiporaceae. The record is from RefSeq and is a predicted model, not a curated record. The transcript is spliced from 6 exons.
AUGGCUGCUGUUUCCGUUACGAACCCAGCUCCUACCUUCGACCCCGAUUACUUUCCCGCUCGCCCCAAUGCCCCGCUAAAUGCUGGGCGCUACAAGAUCCUUCGCAAGCUCGGCGAGGGCGCGUCCUCCUCUUCAUGGAUUGUUCAUAACGAGCAUGGCGAGCGGGGUUACAGAUACCUUGCUGCGAAGAUCCUGACCGUCGACGCCACCAAACGCCACAGCACAGGCCACAUGCGCGAGCUCGAGUUCUUGAAGGAGAUUGAAGCUCGCAAUGACACCGACUACCUUCCCAUGUUGCGCGAUCACUUCUUUGAGCAUGGCCCCAGGGGAGAGCACCUUUGCCUGGUUAUGGACCUUUACAGCACCUCUGUCUCUGCUCUGCGUCGUUCAGCACCUAACAAAGCGCUGCCGCCUUACAUGGUGCGAAACAUCGUCAUGAUGCUCGUGGAGGCGCUCGUACAGCUGCACGCGAUGCGUAUAGUUCACACAGACGUGAAGUUAGACAACCUACUCUUCGGUAACUCGCUCUACCCUUCGGAUGAUGGUCUCAGCCGCUUCCUCGAGUCCCACCCGGCCGAGACAGACGGGAGCUUCGAGCUUGACGGCGAGAGCUACCCUAUCCUCAAGUCUCAACCAAUCCCGAACGGUCAUUCUUGGGACACCAGCGCGUUCGAGGCGGAGAAUGUGAUCAUCUAUCUAAUGGACUACGGUCAAGCUCAGCGUGCUGGCGAGCAGCCCACCGCCGACUGCUUUGGCGCGUACGCCCUUCGCACGCCCGAAACAUUUGAGCUCCUUGUGGGCCGUUGGCUCUUCCACCCAGAUGAGGGUGAGGACUGGAGCUUAGAGGAUGACCACCUCGCUAAAAUGAUCGAGAUUACCGGCCAACGCUUUCCCGUGUCAUUGCUCGAGCGUGCGCAGCGCCGGAAGGAUUACUUCGAUGAUGCCGGUAAUCUCCUGCACAUAUCAGAGCUGAUACCCGUCAGUCUGGAAACCGCGAUAGCGAACUACAAGGUACCGGGCCUGUCGGAGGACGAAAUCAAGAGGGCGGCCGACUUCAUUCGCGCCUGUUUACGUUUCGACUACGCGGAACGCGCUACAGCGGAGGAGUUGCAAAAACACGAAUUCCUGGCAGGUGCCUUCAAGUGUUAG